AUGGAAUGUUUUAAAAAAGAAGGCUGUUGUUAUUCAACUGUAUAUCGAGUCAUCCAAAGAUAUGUACAAUUUAAAGUCACAACAGAUUUGCCAAGAUCUGGUCGUCCACGAAAAUUGAACAACAAACAAAUGAAAUCUAUAGCAUUCACUGUGAAUAAUAAUAGUGGCAUUAGUCAUAGAAUCUUAUCAAGACGUUAUAAUGUUGACCAUAGAACAAUUGGUAGAAAUUUAAAACAACGAACACAUAUUCGUCCACGACAACGAAUUAAAGCACCGAAAUAUGUUAAAGAUCAGGAGAAGCGUGCACAAAAAUAUUCUGGAUUUUUAUAUCGUCAUAUUUCGAACAAUUGUUUUAUUGUCAUGGAUGGUGAGAAAUAUUUCAGCUUAAGUGGUGUUGAUAUACCUGGAAAUUCAUUGUAUUAUACAAGUGAUCGUUCUAGUACACCAGCAAAUAUUAAGUAG
Messenger RNA from Rotaria socialis, 462 nucleotides. NCBI's taxonomy places the organism in Eukaryota, Metazoa, Rotifera, Eurotatoria, Philodinida, Philodinidae. The record is from the annotation of a GenBank genome assembly.